Dipodomys ordii (Ord's kangaroo rat) is the source of this 363-nucleotide messenger RNA. RefSeq names its product nuclear receptor interacting protein 2 (gene Nrip2). The record is from RefSeq and is a predicted model, not a curated record. NCBI's taxonomy places the organism in Eukaryota, Metazoa, Chordata, Mammalia, Rodentia, Heteromyidae. The transcript is spliced from 3 exons. The coding region runs from base 1 to 363 and encodes 120 amino acids.
AUGAACGCCUGGCGGGAGGCCCAGGGGGGCGACGGAGGCGCGGGCCCCCCGGGACGGGAGCCCCCCGGGACGGGGGACCCCGGGCAGCUGCUCCAGCAGCGGCGCGUCAAGCAAGCCACGCGCUUCCUGCACAAGGACUCGGCCGACUUCCUCCCCCUGGACCCCCUCCGAAGGAUGGGCACCUCCAAAGACCUGCAGCCACACUGUGUGCUUCAGAGACGUCUGGUAGAGGGACUCCAGAGCGGGCUUCCGGGGGCAUCCCCUCCGGGGCGGGCCAUGACCGAGACCCAGGGCCAAGAGGCCAGCAAGAAGCCUGGCGGGACCGAGACGCCCGCUCAGCUGGUGAGCUGCACGCAUGGGUAA